GUCAGCGCCAGGAUGGGCACUCCCUCCCCAAGGGAGGGCGCGGUGGUGGUACUAAUGGUGGUGGAGGUGGUGGUGGUGGUGGUGGUGGUGGUGGUGGUGGUGGUGGUGGUGGUGGUGGUGGUGGUGGUGGUGGUGGUGGUGGUGGUGGUGGUGGUGGUGGUGGUGGUGGUGGUGGUGGUGGUGGUGGUGGUGGGGACGGUGGUUCUGACGAGGGGUCCCUGAGGGUGACCCAGACGCCUUUGACA
Molecule: messenger RNA, 245 nt
Organism: Closterium sp. NIES-67
Lineage: Eukaryota; Viridiplantae; Streptophyta; Zygnematophyceae; Desmidiales; Closteriaceae
Source: the annotation of a GenBank genome assembly